Messenger RNA from Desarmillaria tabescens, 1036 nucleotides. RefSeq names its product class II aldolase/adducin domain-containing protein. The record is from RefSeq and is a predicted model, not a curated record. Gene Ontology annotation, cellular component: cytoskeleton. The transcript is spliced from 7 exons. Lineage: Eukaryota; Fungi; Basidiomycota; Agaricomycetes; Agaricales; Physalacriaceae. The coding region runs from base 131 to 949 and encodes 272 amino acids. Gene Ontology annotation, molecular function: actin filament binding.
UCGUCCUGUAUGCUCGACGCGCCUUAAAAGGUCCCGGACCGGAGUGACACCGAAGUGACAUCAUGGGACAACAAUAGAACAUUCAAAUGUCAGUCUCACAUAUUCGGUUCUCUCUCUCUCUUCUUCUUUAAUGUCGGCCACGAAACUCGAUGGACGUGCCAUGCUGGCAGCGACGAUAGCCAAUGGACCAAAGCCCCGCGUUUUUGAGGAUAAGCUUGAGGAAAGAGCUUGGCGAAAGUUCAGAUUGGCGCAGGCUCUGAGGAUCUUUGGCAACCGAGGCUAUGAUGAAGGAAUUGCAGGACAUAUCACAGUUAGGGAUCCAAUUGAGACGGAAUGCUUCUGGGUCAACCCAUGGGGUCUCCAUUUCAAGCUCAUCCAGCCUGAGGAUCUCCUUCUAGUCGACUCCCAGGGAAAGAUAUUGCAAGCAGGGAAAUACCCCUUGUUGAACACUGCGGCAUUUCUCAUACAUUCAAAGAUCCAUGCGGCGAGGCCUGAUGUUAUAUGCGCGGCACAUUCACAUUCCGUAUAUGGGAAGGCUUUCGCAGCGCUGGGAAAGCCUUUGGAUAUGAUUUCGCAGGAUAGUUGCGCGUUUUACAAUGAUCAUGCGGUGUACACGGACUAUAGAGGCAUUGCGCUUGAUGUUGAAGAGGGCGAAGCGAUUGCCAAGGCGUUGGGAUCAUACAAGACGGCUAUUCUCCAGAAUCACGGGCUGCUCGUCGCUUGUGAUACGAUCGAGGCCGCAGUAUACUUUUACAUAUCCCUUGAGAAAUCGUGUCAGGUUCAGCUCCUUGCCGAUGCUGCAGGAAAUACGGUCAAGAUUCCCCCUCACCAGGCUGAAGAGACAGGCUCGAAAGUUGGGAAUAAGAUUGCAGGGUGGUUCAGCGGCAAAAUGGAGUUCGAUUUGCUGGAGAGCGAGGAGAAGAAUAUCUUCAAGUAUUUGAAGGAGUAACGUUGGUUGCGGUUAGAAUGUUCUUUGCAAUGACUGGGUUCAAAAUAAUAGAGACAAUUCAUACAUGUUAGAGCGUCAACAAAGCUA